Molecule: messenger RNA, 2606 nt
Organism: Betta splendens (Siamese fighting fish)
Lineage: Eukaryota; Metazoa; Chordata; Actinopteri; Anabantiformes; Osphronemidae
Gene: pdgfc
Product: platelet derived growth factor c
Exons: 6
Coding region: 703-1728 (341 amino acids)
Biological process (GO): positive regulation of phosphatidylinositol 3-kinase/protein kinase B signal transduction; positive regulation of cell population proliferation; platelet-derived growth factor receptor signaling pathway
Cellular component (GO): membrane
Molecular function (GO): growth factor activity; platelet-derived growth factor receptor binding
Source: RefSeq, a predicted model, not a curated record
GGGUGACGCGCCUCACUGGUCCCGCGGCAGCGGAAUAGUUAACAUCAUGGGGAGUUUCCUGGGCUGAGAAGUUCUACUUUACGCACAGCACCUGUUGUGCCGUCAGUUGGCGGUCUCCAAAAACCCGACCCCGCAGCGCAGCGAUAUUUUAUCUGAGCGACUCGAGACGUCGCCUUCAACAGAACCCGCCUCGGUGCUGCCAGCGGUCCAGACUGUAUCAGGUUGCCGGAGCCGCCGCUUGUCUCCGUGUGUGAGCCGUUCUUGUAAUGCGUAAAGAUCCGCGAGGAUUUACUCAGACGGAGUCAGGAACGCGCCGUGGACGCGCGCUCGAGCCAGAUGCCAAGUCACCACGGAUGACGUGCGUGCGCGAGGACGCGUUUCCCACCGAAUCCAGGAUUAUAUUUACUUAAAACCAAACUUUGUCCAAGUGUUCGCGAGUCCUCAGAACCAACAGGUGCGCACUCGCUUUACGCAGCAGCAGCCGGUUUGGAAGCGCCGGGGAGGAUUUGUCCUGGUUUAAGGAUUUAAAAUCCCACGUUCUACAGAAGAACUAAUGAUUAAGAUUAUGUGGGUUCUACUCUGCGUUUAUCCUCUCCAAAUGUGCCCCGAACAGCACGUGUGCCCCGCAAACGACGCGCGCGUGUGGUGAUACAAAGCGACCCGUCCGCAGCCCUUCGUCAUAGACACCUACAACGCAUCCAAAUGAUCCGUCCGCUAUUUAUCCUGCUCGCAUCGCUUCUCCAACAUUAUGGCUCGGAAGCUGAAUCAAGUCACGUCGGCAAGUUCCACCUGCCAAGCGUAAAGGAGCAGAACGGAGUGCAAGAGUCUCAUCAGGAGAAGGUCAUAACAGUGUCUGGAGACGGAAUGGUCCAGAGUCCAGACUUCCCCCAUACUUAUCCUAGGAAUACUGCGGUAGUCUGGAGACUGGUGGCUCCCAGCAACAUGAGGAUUCAGCUGACGUUUGACGAGAGGUUUGGUCUGGAGGAUCCUGAGGAUGGCAUAUGCAAGUACGACUUCGUGGAGCUGGAGGACGUGGAGGACGUGGCCGUCGUGGGACGCUGGUGCGGGUCACAGUCGGUGCCUGCUGGUCACACUUCCACAGGCAGCCAGGUCCGGAUCCGCUUCGUCUCUGACGAGUACUUCCCCUCGGAGCCGGGAUUCCGCGUCCGUUACUCCCUUCUGCCGGCGAGCCCAUCGGAGCCUGAGGCCCCUGCAGGGCUCCCUGCGUCCCUGCCGGGUAUUGAGGAGCUGUCGGAGGCUGUGGCAGGACUGAGCACCAUGGAGGAGGUCAUGAAGUACCUGGAGCCGGAGCGGUGGCAGCUGGAUAUGGAGGAGCUGUACAAGCCUACGUGGCAUGUGCUGGGGAAGUCCUUCCUUCACAACAAGAAAGCCAGAGGCGCUGAUCUCAACCUGCUGAGGGAGGAGGUCCAGCUGUACAGCUGCACGCCGCGCAACUUCUCCGUGUCGCUGCGCGAGGAGCUGAGGAGGACGGACGCCAUCUUCUGGCCCGGCUGCCUGCUGGUGAAGCGCUGCGGCGGCAACUGCGCCUGCUGCUCCCACCGCUGCUACGACUGCCAGUGCGUCCCCACCAGGGUCACCAAGAAGUACCACGAGGUUCUGCUGCUGAAGCAUCGCAGCGGCGGCCGAGGCCUGCAGAAGUCCAUGACGGAUGUGCCCUUGGAGCACCACGAGGAGUGCUCCUGCGUGUGCAAAGACGACUGGGACUGACCUCAGACACUGGAAUCACUGGGGACGCUACGAAAACGGACCUCUGCGUUCUGAGCGUCGUCCCCUCUGCUUGGAGCUAACAAGAUUCUCCCUUCAUCCUGUUGUCCUCCCCUAAUUGGAUGAAGCAGAACAGACUGGACUCUAAUAAAUCAUCUGGAUGGAUAUGAUGCUGUGGACACAGUUGUAGAGAGGUCUGGACCGGGAGCUACGUGCGCUGAAGACUCUUUCCCUCCGCUCCUCAGAGAUAAGCUGCUCUUGAGGUCUCUUUUAAAGUUCAGCCAGUGUGGGCUGAUGGCGCGAUGGAACACGGGAGCGUCUUUGUUCAAUUCUUUUCUUAUAUCUAAAUGUGAGCUGGCUCCGGCUGCCCUGCUCCCUCUCCUCCUGUAUUAUUACCGCCAAAGAAAAGAAACUCCUCUUGCUUUGCAGCAGAUUUAAUCUGUGGUGAAAUGCAGCAGCGUAUCUCUGAUCCACAUCACUAAAGAGACUGUAUUGUGUGUAGGUUUCAUUUCUUUUCUCUGCUAAUGCAUCUAUUUUACCAAAGAUUCCCCAGGAGGAGACGAGGGACGCACAUGUAGAUCCAGCUUCUUUACGUCUCUGCCUUUGUCCCGUCUCUGCCUGGCCUCAUGCAUUUAUUACUACAUUUUAAAUGUUCAUGCGAGAUAUUUAUUGUUUUAAUGAAUUUGGUCCACGAUGUCCUUUCAUAAUGUUACACUGUGCAGUAGCUGUUAGCCUGCAUGUCCAUCGCUAAUCCAACAUUUUCAUUGUGUCGUGGAUGUUUCUCAUUGUUCUUUAUGCCAAAGUUAUUUAUCUUUACUUUUGCACCAACUGUAUUUUUCUGCAAUGAACAUCAACAAUAAAGUCGUCCGUUUGUAAUUGGA